AUGAGCCCCAUCGAAGUAGAUCACAUUGAAGCCGAGCGAGUUUUUCCUAAUGCUCAACUGGAAGAACAGGCUAUCGCACUUUCGUUGAUAGAUGCGACAACAGUGGACUUUUCAACAAGCUGUGCGAUAUGGCUGUGUGAAAAACCUGCGCACCAAGGCGACCAAUUCAACCUUUUUGAUCAUUUUCGCCAGUCUUUAAAGAUCACUUUUAACGCCUAUCCACAAUGGUGCGGUCUUUUGAAAGGUAUCUCUACACUUGAUCCUGCAAAAGCCCCAAGUGAAACUCACCAUUUUGCACCACAUGCGCGACGUUAUGGUCGGGUAUAUGUUCAUUUUGGGACUCCUCAAGAUCCCGGUGUCGAGUUUGUGACUGCGAAAACUACUGCUACCCUUGACGACUUAUCUCCGGUCCUCCGGCAGACGGAAGAACCUAUAUACGACCGUCAAAAGGUUCCUUUGAACAAUCUUGUUCCCUCUGUUCGCAUUGCCAAUGCCAUACGGUCAAGCUCAGAUGAAACCAGUCUUCUUCCACCUUUGGUGGCAGUCCAAAUAACGCAAUUAGCCUGUGGCGGCUUCGCACUGGCGGCUAAAAUUGGACAUCCACUGGCCGAUAUCCAAUCGCUGACUUACUUCAUCAAAGACUUGGCAAGCGUCAGUCGCUGGAUUAUUUCGGGUGCAAAAGAUCCUGCACCUGUUCUAGAGCCAAUAUUUGUCCCAGAGAAGCUGGAUAAUCUGGCUGCAGGAGAUAUCAAUGCAGAAAGUCCAGACCCAAAGGUUAUGAAACAAGUUGAUCGGCUUCCCAUGCAUCGCUACGAUUGGUGGAUCUCAACUGUCGGUUGUCCUUGGGAAGCAGUCGUACCCGAUGAAUACAAGAUUCAGGAUAUUACUCCUGCAGGAAAGUCGAUGCCCUGGGCUGAAUGGGAUUCUGCCUCCCCCGUCUCACACUACGUGAUCCAUUUGACUCGAGAUCAAGUGGAGAUUCUCUGGAGAGACGCCGUCAAGGACAGCCCCCAUGAGAGGGGUGUCAUCCGAAUCAGUCGGCACGAUGCUGUCUUAGCCCAUAUCUGGGCCUGCAUUGCGCGUGCACGAAAUAUCCACGAAGAUACCGGCCCCUUCUAUUGUGAUUUAACUUACGGCUCACGCGCUGCAUUUCACCUAGGGCAGGCCUUUGUCGGCUCUCCAAGCAUGAUGGUAAACAUCGAGAUGACUGGCUGCGAGUUAGCUUCUUCAGAUAUUUCACAGGCCAAGAGAAUUUCAUCCAUCGCGCAAAACAUCCGCAAGACACUCAACCAGAUCAAUAGGCCCUCAUCAGUUGCUGCCCACAUACAUAGUAUCGCCUAUGAAACUAGUCCCCAGCGCAUCUGGCAGGCAUUUCUCGGUCAGCGGCACAUUCUGGUCACAAGCUGGGCUCGUGCAGGUAUUUAUGAUAUCGAUUUUGGAUUGAGUCCGCCAAAUAGCAUUCGUUAUGUAGAAGGUGUUGUUGCAGAUUUGGAUGGACUUGUUCUUAUUAAAGAGGGCCCGCCGGCGAAGGAUUCAGCAUCUGAUAUCAAUUCUUGGAUCGAGAAUGGAGUAGAUGUAUCAAUCCAUACUCGAGCUCAGGAUAUGGAGCGCAUGAUAGCGGAUCCACUGCUUCUUCCUAAAUGUGACUAG
Molecule: messenger RNA, 1650 nt
Organism: Penicillium taxi
Lineage: Eukaryota; Fungi; Ascomycota; Eurotiomycetes; Eurotiales; Aspergillaceae
Product: transferase family protein
Exons: 1
Coding region: 1-1650 (549 amino acids)
Source: RefSeq, a predicted model, not a curated record